Pseudozyma flocculosa PF-1 is the source of this 636-nucleotide messenger RNA. RefSeq lists its product as uncharacterized. Gene Ontology annotation, molecular function: GTPase activity; GTP binding. The transcript is spliced from 4 exons. The coding region runs from base 1 to 636 and encodes 211 amino acids. The record is from RefSeq and is a predicted model, not a curated record. Lineage: Eukaryota; Fungi; Basidiomycota; Ustilaginomycetes; Ustilaginales; Ustilaginaceae.
AUGUCUCGGCCAUCCUCGUCCCACGACGAUGCGCCACCCUCCGGCUCCUCUGAAAAGAGCAGUGUCAUUCUCAAGGUGGGCAUGGUCGGCGACUCGCAGAUCGGCAAGACGAGCCUCAUGGUGCGCUACGUCGAGGGCAGCUUCAACGAAGACUACAUCCAGACGCUCGGCGUCAACUUUAUGGAAAAGACCAUCAGCAUCCGCAACACGGAAAUCACCUUUAGCAUCUGGGACCUUGGCGGGCAGAGAGAGUUUGUCAACAUGCUGCCAUUGGUCUGCAACGACGCCGUGGCGAUCCUCUUCAUGUUUGACCUGACGCGCAAGUCGACGCUCAACUCGAUCAAGGAGUGGUACCGCCAGGCGCGCGGCUUCAACAAGACGGCCAUCCCCUUUCUCGUCGGCACAAAGUACGAUCACUUUGCCACGCUGCCCAAAGAGGAGCAGGAGGAGACGACCAAGCAGGCGCGCCGCUUUGCCCGCGCCAUGAAGGCGCCCCUCAUAUUUUGCUCGACGUCGCAUUCCAUCAACGUGCAGAAGAUCUUCAAGGUCCUCCUCGCAAAGGCCUUUGACCUUAAGUGCACCAUCCCCGAGAUCAAGGGCCUCGGCGAACCCAUCCUCAUCUACCUCGAGACGUGA